Molecule: messenger RNA, 729 nt
Organism: Neurospora hispaniola
Lineage: Eukaryota; Fungi; Ascomycota; Sordariomycetes; Sordariales; Sordariaceae
Exons: 4
Coding region: 1-729 (242 amino acids)
Source: RefSeq, a predicted model, not a curated record
AUGGGCAGCAGCAACAAGGCUCCACCAACCACAUCCUACCUACCCAGCAUCGAGGAGGAUAUCGAAGCCGUCCCACCAACCCCUGAGCACGAAACUGUGGCUUUGUCCAUGGACUCCAUCGAGCCAACCGACGAGGAGAAUACCGGCCAUCCAUCUUGCGGCACACACCCUCAUCUUCUCCCUUCCCUUUGCCUUCUACCUCACUAUCGACAUUUCAACCUCACAGUAUGUAUUUCGUCGGCCACAGCCUCACCCGUGCACCACUCUUCUUCUGAAUCCAGUGGGGACUUCUCGUCCUCGCCAAGGUCCAUUCCGAAUUUCUCAUCGUACACCUCGAUAUCCGAGGAAGACUCGGAGGAGGAAGAGUGGGAUGAAGUAGGUAGCGACCAUGAGGGCGAUGAUGCGGCCGAAGCCGAAAGCGACAGCGACAGCGACAGCGACAGCGAUAGCGAGACAUCCCUCGAAAUUUACGCAGUCGCGACACGGCAACCAGAAUACCUAGGGGUACGGUAUCCGGGGAUGGACAUUUUUGCUCUGGAAAAGGUUAUACUCCUGCACAUGGUCAUGGUGGUGAUUGACCAGGAGCCCGAAGGAAUCCUUAUGGACGAUGAGUGGGAUGAUGGUUGCGAGGGCUAUGACGACUAUGAAGACUCUGAAUGGGACUUUGAAAGCGGCUCCGAAACUGAAAGCAGAAUGGUGGGGAGCUGGAAUGUGGAUGGUUCAUCAUAA